UUGCCCGCGAUCUGUUGAAGACAACACGUCUUUCGAGUUUUCAGUGCAAAGUUAUUUGUGUUUGUGUGAACCACAUCAGUCUUAGCGUGUUAUUUCCGUGGAUUGCAUUGAAUACACAAUUCGUAAAAUCUCUAACAGUGUAAAGUGUUAUAAAGUGAAACUAUCAAUCCUAAAGUGAAACAGAAUCAAUCCUAAAGUGAAACACAAUUAAUCCUAAAGUGAAACACAAUUUUUCCUAAAGUGAACAUGUAACAAAAUGUCGUUCCUAAACAUAUUAAAAAAGAAGAAAUGUGAUACACCUAGUAUUUAUUCUAUGGUAUCGUGCAGUGACCUAACUCCAGGCAGCCUUGAAGUGUGGCUUGAUCUACCGGAUUCCAUCAAAUACGAUCCAGCACUUGCGCCGUUCCAGCAGCUAUACGAACAGAGGCAUGGCAAAUUGGAAUCACCAGAAAUUGUUACCGAAGAAAAUCACAACAUCUUCACAAGAAAGACGUCUGAAAUAUUCCACCAUGAUCAUAAAGAGGACAACAAACAUGGAAGGACAUUGGAUCAAAAUCAUAAGAAAGAUGAGAAGGCACAAAAAUCUGCUAAAAAGAAACAGUGCCUAAAAACAUUACGUAUACUGAAGUUGUCAGGGUUAGUAGCGUGCUGGGCGCUGCUCACAGUAGCAUUGCUACUCAAUCGAGAGAAAGUUGAUGUAGUGCUACAUACUGCUGUUAAUAGUGGGGAAAUUAAAGAAUACCACCUAGAUACAACAAAUUCAACAUUCCGAGUAUCUGUAACGCUCACAGGCCCGUUUGGUGAUUCCACGAAUAAAACCAAUCAUUUAACGGUUUGGUUACAUAGAAGUAUGGCGAAUUAUAGCCAGGAUUCCCAGAAGUGGAAGGUAUACCUGCAACCUGACGAAGACCUGGAUUUCUCUCCAAGUGCAUCAGAAACCAAAACACUAACUUUACCGGGUAAACAGAAUUCCAGGAUAAAUUCUAGCGGGCUGGAAGAUUUGGAAAGUCAUGGAAUUAAUGACACAGUAACACUCCGAAUGAUAAGCACAAGCGAGCACACAGUGCCUCUCACUCUAACCUACCAAGUGGAUCCGUUGUCAGAAGAGGACGGCAUUAUCUAUUCAGCUGUUUUACUCUUACUACUGUAUUUUUUAAUUAUUUUUGAGGUAGUAAACCGAACAAUAGCUGCCCUGUUAACCUCAUCCCUUGGAGUAGCAGUUCUGGCCAUCAGUGGCUCCAGACCCACACUACUGGAGCUGGUCUCCUGGCUGGAUGUGGAGACGCUGCUGCUGCUGUUCAGCAUGAUGAUCCUCGUCGCCAUACUUGCAGAGACUGGGCUGUUUGAUUACCUGGCUGUUGUCGCUUUUGAGGUCACAGGAGGCAGAACUUGGCCGCUGAUCAACUGCCUCUGUUUCUUCACGGCUUUUUUCUCCACUUUUCUGGAUAAUGUCACCACUGUGCUUCUAAUGACACCUGUCACUAUACGAUUAUGCGAAGUGAUGCAACUAAACCCGGUCCCAGUACUAAUGUCUAUGGUGAUAUUCAGUAACGUGGGGGGGGCGGCCACCCCUGUGGGAGAUCCCCCCAAUGUGAUCAUAGCUAGCCACCCCUCUGUAUUGGCUGCGAACAUUAAUUUCACGAAUUUUACACUACACAUGGGUGUCGGCAUUUUGUUUGUUUGCAUCCAAACAUACCUCCAGAUCCGGUACAUCUUCAGAGAUAUCAAUACGUUGAGACACACAGUACCAAGGCAUAUUGUUGAACUGCGUCAAGAAGUAGCAGUAUGGAAGCGAGCAGCCGCCUCUCUGACGUCAUACUCUAGAGAUGAGGACAUUGUGAAGAGGGCUUUAGAGAAAAAGGUGCAGAGAUUGAACACAAUGCUCAUGAAGAGAGAGUCCGGGAAAAGCAAAACUGAUCCAAUGUUCUGUUCCAAUCUAGCUCAGAUGAAACAAAAGUAUCGAAUCCGAGACACCCAGUUGUUAAUCAAAGCUUCAAUUUGUGUGACAUUUGUAGUUAUUGUGUUCUUCCUUCACGCCAUACCACAGUUACAAAGUCUAUCUCUAGGCUGGACAGCAUUACUAGGAGCUAUAUUAUUAUUACUUUUAGCUGAAAGAGAUGAUUUAGAGCCAAUUUUAGCGAGAGUAGAAUGGUCCACUUUACUGUUCUUUGGAGCUUUAUUCGUUUUAAUGGAGGUAUUAUCAAAGCUAGGCCUAAUAUCGUGGAUAGGAAGAUUAACUGAAGCUGUCAUUAUGAAAGUCGGUGAAGAGUCACGACUUGCUGUCGCUUUGAUGCUGGUUUUAUGGGUAUCAGGUCUAGCCUCAGCAUUUGUAGACAACAUCCCGCUCAGCACUAUGAUGGUGCGGGUGACGGCCGCGCUGUCGGCGGGCGGGCUCGGCCUGCCGCUGGCCCCGCUCGCGUGGGCGCUCAGCUUCGGCGCUUGCUUGGGCGGUAAUGGGACAUUAAUCGGCGCAAGCGCGAACGUAGUAUGCGCAGGAGUAGCGGAACAGCACGGUUACCGAUUCACAUUCAUGCAGUAUUUAAAAAUCGGUUUUCCGGUAAUGAUCGGAAAUCUUAUUGUAGCUUCGUUUUAUCUUUUAUUCUGUCAUGUACUGUUUACAUGGCAUUAGCGAUCUUAUUUAGUUAGAAUAAGGUUGAAAUUUUAUUUUAUUGUGUAGUAUUUAAAUGUAUUUUAGUUUAAUAGUAAUGUGAUAAGAAGGAAUAUUAUUUGAUUUUUUAUAACUGAUUGUAAGGCUGGUUGCAGAGCUUGACCGACCUUCAGUGCGUACGUCAGUCGCGCUUGUCAUAUGUAUGGAAAUU
This is a messenger RNA of Colias croceus (clouded yellow), 2819 nucleotides long. RefSeq names its product P protein-like. Gene Ontology annotation, biological process: transmembrane transport. Gene Ontology annotation, cellular component: membrane. Lineage: Eukaryota; Metazoa; Arthropoda; Insecta; Lepidoptera; Pieridae. The coding region runs from base 257 to 2629 and encodes 790 amino acids. The transcript is spliced from 19 exons. The record is from RefSeq and is a predicted model, not a curated record.